AUGAGUCGCCUCCCACCAGACUCGUACACUGCUCGCCGGCUCGAGCAUGCGACCCCAGAGCACCUGCACCUCACCACACGCCGAACCUUCAUCGGACCCAUACCGGAAGGAUGGCUGAACAGCCACCGGAAGCAAUGGUACAGAUACUACGUCAAGCAAGGCGGCAACCGGGCGCCGACCUUCACAGCAGCGCCGACUGUAGACGCAGGCGAUGACACGACUGGACAUGCUGACGAGGUACUGCACGAAGAGGUACCAAGGCCCUCGAGUCAGAGUACCGACACCCACCAGACACAGCAGACCGACACUGGAACGGGUCCAGCAACGACGAGCAGCACGAGUCUGCUACGGAGUCAGCGCAACAGCGCGCUGGAUACCGCCAGCGAGCGCUACCAGGAUGCGCCCACAACCCAGAGCACAUCCUUCGCGGAAGAGCACGAGGCUAGCGUCGAGUCGGUACAACGAGAUGGAGGCAUGCAGCAGCGGCCAAGCGAUUUUCUGAAUCCGAGAAGGGUGUCCAGCAAGGUACAAGCGCCGAAGGUGCGCUUCAGUGAGGCCUCGAAGUUACAGCUGCGGAGCCGAGCGCAACGAAUCGCCGCAAAGGGCAACUUCAGAAUGAGCAAGAUCAAGCCGGGCGAGCUGAUGAAGAUGGACAAGAUGCUUGUGAGGAUCGACAUCACGCAACAGACAAUCAGAGAGGACUACGACGAGAGGGUCAGUCUGGGAGUGGAAACAAAGUCGAUGGACAAGUGGCGAGAAUUCAUGGUGACUUGUCGAAAGCAUGAGCAGGGUGCUGUGCUGCAGCUCUACCAAACACGCGUGAUCGCGUCGACUGCGGACAAGACGAAGCAGAAGCCAAAAGCCCAGAUCAUCAUGAGCCAAUACCGAGCCAAAGUCAACAUGUUUUCGAGCCUUGACAAGACGCUCUGUAUCUGGACUCAGGAGAAGAAUCGGACCUACAUCUACUUCUUGCGGCCUCAAUCUGGGGCGGCGGCAGUCGAGUGGUAUACAUUCCUGCGAUCUGUGCUUGGACUAGGACGGCCGAGGUCACUGCAGGUCAACGUUCCUGAUCUGGGUGUGAGCUUGCGUCUUGAUGACCCUUUCAAGACAUUGGAGACUUCAGAAGUGCUCAAGGAGGCCGCUGCAGGAAACGAGGAAGCCAUCGCGAAGGCCGUGUCGGAUGAGCAAGGAGCCGCGGGUGCCAUUGUAGCGCGCUGUAUUGAUAUGCUCAGGCAGUCGCAGCAAUGGACAGACGUUAUCGAAUCAUGGACGAAGAACGACCGCAUUGGCUUGGCCUGGAAGCGGUACGAUCGUCUGGAGUGGAUUCACGGUGCAGUCGAGCAGAAGAUGUAUGGUACGAUCGCCAUGCAACGAACUCACGACUUGGAGCUGCGCCCGAAAGACCACUAUCCGCUUCAAGCCAAGACGAAGAAGGGCAACACUGUUGAGGAGCCAACACCCGUUGAAGGCUUCUUGGUCCGUUUGACCUCGCAGCAGGGGCACGCAAAGCGCAUGGGCAGAAUGCAAUUCAAGCGACUCUACUUCACCACGCAGAACCAGUAUAUGGUCUUCCUGCGACCGGCGCGAGCGAAGCCGCCUCCACCUCCUAGAAUGAGGCCGAGGGAUGGUGGCAAUGCGCCAUCGAAGCAGCAGCUCAUCAACGACACGCCACUCUACUACGACGUCGAGCCAUUUCCGCUUGACGACGAAGGACGAGUGGCUUGGCUCGACACAGAAGGCAUAAAGUCUACCGCUCAGCUGGCGACUCACGAUCAAGAAGCCGCUAUCGAAGCCGAUCGGAACACUGAUAUGCUGAUGGCCUGCGACGGCUUCAUCGACAUGGUCGACAUCAAACGCGUACGCAAGUUCCACAAAGGCGCCACCCCUCUCGAUGAAAACCUCGAUUCGGGCUCCGACGUCGACUUCCAAGACGCCACCUCCAAUCGCACCGCUAACGAUGGCAGCACAAGCGAAUUAGAUGAAGACCGCACGUUCGAGCUACUGCUCACAAACGGGCUCGUCAUCCGCCUGCAGGCCUACAAUCAGCAGUCCAGCAUCGUUUGGAUGUCCCGGCUGCGCAAAUUAGUCAAGUACUGGCAUCACCGCGCGAAGGAGGACAUGGACCUCUACAAAUCCGUCCGUGAGCAGAACCUGCAAGCCCUCCAGAUCGAUGAGCGCGCCGAGGCGCAAGUCGGCAGCUUCGCGUACAAAUGGGAAGUCAGCCAAUCCUACGCUUCACCCAUUAUGUACAACCUCUGCGGCAUCUCCUCCUGCCGCUCCAUCCACAUGAGCGGUCUGCUCUUCCGCAAACCCCGCCGGCACGCUACGUUCACACGAUGCUACGUCAUCCUCUCCGCCGGCCACCUGCUCAUCUUCCAAGACACACUCCGUAAAAGCGGCACCGGGCAGAAACUCGUGCAAAUCCACCACGAGCGCCUCGGCAGCGUGGACCUCAAAGGCUGCUACCUCUACUCCGGCCUCUUGACAGAAAACGACCUGCUCUACCAAAAUCAGACCUUCGACUCCAACGCCCCCGGCCACCACGCCUUACCACGCAUCUACCUCGAGGACGGCUGGACGAGCACGGACGAGGACGCAAUGACGUGUUUUGUCCUCUGGCAUGCUAAGAGCAAGUCCUGGUUCCGCAGCUCUCAUCUCGUCGACGAUGUGCGUUCGAAUGAGCGCAAGCGGGGUCUUAACCCCGAAGAUGGGCAGGCGGGAGGUGGGACGAGGGCGCAGACGAAGACGAAGAUGACAAGGGUGAGUCAGUUGGGGGUGACGGGGCGGAGUGUGGUGUUUAAGGCGAGGAGUCGGGCGGAGAGGGAUCGGUGGGUGUUGGCGAUUCAGGUGGAGAUUGAGCGGUUGGCGGCGCAGGGGGAGGAGGUGAGGUUGGAUGAGUGA
Molecule: messenger RNA, 2901 nt
Organism: Saxophila tyrrhenica
Lineage: Eukaryota; Fungi; Ascomycota; Dothideomycetes; Mycosphaerellales; Extremaceae
Exons: 1
Coding region: 1-2901 (966 amino acids)
Biological process (GO): protein localization to prospore membrane
Cellular component (GO): prospore membrane
Source: RefSeq, a predicted model, not a curated record